AUGAUACGCAUUUAUAACGAUGAUUUCGUACCGAAAUAUGUUAACGGUCAUUGGGGUUGGGAUCCGGAGAAGGAUUGCUUACAAUUUAAUUCGCGCACUGCCGAUACAAGAGAGGCGGGAAAUGAGAUUCUUCCGACUUGUGGUUUUAAAUAUCUUGCAAGCCUUAACCAAGUGGAAGAGUUAAUAUUCCGUCAGGAAUUUCAAAGAUCGCCCACCACAUACGAUGCCGAUGUCAUCUUAUUACACGAUAUUAGAAGCUUGGUUACAUAUUUGGCACCUCCUGAAAUAAUAACCCAAAACUUUUGCGAAUUUAUAAACACGAAAAUAGUGCAUCGAUUUUUGAAAGCUUUAAUUAUAUAUUUUGAUUAUUUUUUAAAACUGGUAGAGAUUAUCAUAAUAAGACGCGAUGAGAUAAGUGGCGAUAAGGCUCAAAUCCAAAGUAUAGAGAGCAAUGAACUGAAGCAAGUUUAUUCCGCUAAUUUGUCACAAUAUCGCUUAUUGUUGGCUCGAGAAUACAGCGACGUAGUUUUGGGUAUGGGCGAGGUAAAGAAAUUUCAUCAUCUUGCCCCUAUUGUUAACAUAUCAAGGUCCAUUAAGGAUAGAGCUUUUCAUGAAGCAUUUUUAGGCUAUUCAACUCAAGUUGUAUGGAUCGCACUGCAUCGAAGGGAUUUUCAUUUAAUUGAUAUGGAAAUGAAUCGUUUGUUUCGCUCCGAGCACUUUAGUUUGCCAACAAACGAUCGAUUCAAGUUUACUAAAGCCGAGGCUCGUAUGUUAUAUGGAAAGAAUUACAAAAGAUGCAAUUAUCGGUCUCAAAGUUCACCGUUGAUCCAGGAGUUGACCAACGUGGAAAAACAUAACCUACCAAUAUUGUGGAUAGGAAAGCGGAAAUAUCGCGGUAAUGACGUGAGAAUAUUAGAAAUUGAAUUGCAAUUUAUCGUUAAUGCCGCGCAAAUGUCUUUGGCUGAUAUCAGUUUGGGUAUAUUAGGGCAUCCAAAAUAUUUGUACAAUACUAUGCUGAAACUUGACUGGGAAGCUGUACGACGUCACAAUUUCUCGAAAUCGUACGAUCCUUAUCGAAUUGUAAAACAACCGUAUUUGAAUAUUCCUUCCCGGACUCAAGAAGAAUUAAGAAAAUUGUAUAAAACCUAUGGAUCGCGUUAUGAACUCGAAACCACAAUGGAGUAUUGGACACCUGCUAUGGUACGUAAAUGGUCGAAAGUCCAUAGCAUUGUGGAGUAUUUUAAGACCGAGGGCAUACUUACCGAUGUUUGGAUUAGAUGUACUCGCGAGGUUGAGGAUACUUCUUACUUAGGCGUAGAAGAGAUUAUGAAAACAUUCAAUGAACAGAAAGAGAAACUUAGGAAGAAGAAGCAUUAG
Messenger RNA from Glossina fuscipes, 1377 nucleotides. RefSeq lists its product as uncharacterized. The transcript has a single exon. Gene Ontology annotation, molecular function: phosphatase binding. The record is from RefSeq and is a predicted model, not a curated record. Lineage: Eukaryota; Metazoa; Arthropoda; Insecta; Diptera; Glossinidae. The coding region runs from base 1 to 1377 and encodes 458 amino acids. Gene Ontology annotation, biological process: negative regulation of phosphatase activity.